AUGAAUAGUCAAGAUAGUUUUGACUCUGAUAAAACUAAUUGUUCGUUCGAAAGCGAUGAAACUAACGAACAGAUAUUGCAAAAUAUACGAACAAAAGUUGAAAAUCACAUUGCAGCUGAAGAUAUUGUAGACAAAUAUGAAUUACAAAAUUACAUCGAGGUGUUAAAAGAAUUAAAGUUUUUGGACCCCAUCAGCAUAAAAUUAACCAAAAAGCUACUAAUAAUUCUCUCAAAACUCAUAAAAAAUAUGGAUGAUUUUAUAACUCAAACUUUAUCUCAGAAAUUAUCAUCGUUUGAUUCAUCGGCAACAUUAUGCACUUUUAACGACGACCAAGUGUUUCUGAAAGUUAAACCAUCAGUAACAACCCAGGAGAAUAUGGAAAGUCUUUUAAAAUUGAUUUCUAAUGAUGAAUUUCAUACGCAAAAAAAUCAAGAUGCUGCCAAUGAACAAUCGGAAGAUUUAUUUGACUGUGGUAAUAAAUUAAAUAUUGACGAAAAUAGUAAUGAUUGCAUUUUAUACCCGCCUCCUUACAUUAUCGAAUCACAAAAUAAUGAUGAUAUUAUUUUUUCUCAAGUUUGCUCCAAUGAAUUGUUUAGUGUACCGAAAAAAUCGGAAACUCAAAAUAUGAAUCAAAGUAUAGAUGACACCAAAACUUUGUGUUCAGAUGAUUUAACUAUGUCUGCUGAUGAUUUAAAUAUUAUAGAUUUUAUAGAAAAAAAAUAUUCUAAACAAGCAAAAAAAUAUGUAGGAAUCAGGGGAAGUGAUUUACUACCAGAAUCAAUUCAAAAUUCAGAAAAUAAAAACGAUUUAAAUUAUUCUUUUGAUAAUUUCAAGAAACUAUCAAAUUACCUUGAACACAAUUUAAACGCCAUAGAUUCAAAACUGAACAACAAGUUUGUUGACAAUUCAUUAAAUUCAAAUAAGUUAGCAAGUUUUACAGAUAAAGAAAAAAAUUUAAAUUUUACACAAACUAACAAGUACCAAACAAUUAACAAUUUUGCUGACAAUGAUAUGGUCUUGAAAUCAAUAAGCGAUUCAUAUGAGGAACUAAACUCAAAUUCUUAUGGAAAUUUAAGCACGAACAAAGAAUUAAACAAAUUUGCUCACAUUAAAAUGGUUUUAGACAUAAACUCAAAUGCAAAAAAUGACUCUUAUGAACAUACAAACUCGAAUUUAAACAUAAGCGCUGGUCUGCAACAAAUGUCAAUCGACGAUAGUACAAUUUCAGAAUCAACACAAACUAAUAUGACUACGCAAAAUUCUCAAAAUACGGCAUUUUCAAUGUCAGUGGAUAGUAGUUCUUCCCGAGGUUCUUCCUCAAUGGUAAACAAUGCUUCAAGAGAUGAGAGUGUUAUCCUUAUGUCUAUAAAUGAUUCAUUCAGUAUUGCUCGAUCGUUACCGAAAUUAACUCUAGCCGAUUCAUCCACUAAAAAAAAUACUUUGAAAAAAAAAAUUAUUGGUAACGAUUUUGGACCCCUUAUUAAAAAAAUGCGCUUAAGCUAUAAAGAAACUAAAACUAUAAUGUCCAAUGAUAAUCCGGGCGUUGAUAAUGACAUGAUUUCUGAGACACCUACAAUUAAUACUUUUGAAUCCAGACCAGAUUUAUUCGUAUUAGAUGAAAACAACGACCCUUGGGAAAUUGAAAAAAAAAUAUCGGAAAUCAUAGGGAAAAAGGAUAAAAUACUACAAAUAAUUUUGACGCAAGCCGAUGAACUAUUUAAUAAAACCAAAGUCUUAAAAGAACGAAAGACAAUUAUUGUAGAAGAAAAAGAAGUUAAUAUAUUCCGGAGGAACUGUUAUAGGAUUACCAAGAGAGUUAUUGAAAAAGAUAACGGUCGUGAUGACCAUAUUAUAAAUGUUUUUGGAAAUAAUAAACUAAAAUAUACAAUGAAUUUUAUGAAUAAAUAA
Molecule: messenger RNA, 1908 nt
Organism: Brassicogethes aeneus
Lineage: Eukaryota; Metazoa; Arthropoda; Insecta; Coleoptera; Nitidulidae
Source: the annotation of a GenBank genome assembly